AUGCAUUCCAGCGAGUUCGACGGCGCCGCAGCCUUCUCCGGCGGUGGUUUUAUGCCGUCUCAGGCAGCUCAAGGCCAUGAACUUUCCUUCUCCUACACCACGAAUCGUGAUGCUCAGUCAUUGCUUCCUCUGACGGUCAAGCAGAUAAAUGAUGCAUUUCAGUCAAGUGAUGAUAAGUCUAAUAUGAUUAUUGACGGCGUGGAUGUUAAUAAUGUCACUCUUGUAGGAAGGGUGUGCAACAAGGCUGGAAGGAUUACUGAUGUUACUUUUGUACUAGAUGAUGGGACUGGAAGGAUUGAGUGCAGUAAAUGGCUUCAGGAAGAUGUAGACGCUAAUGAAGCGGAGGGUCUCAGGGAUGGAAUGUAUGUGCGCUUACAUGGACAUUUGAAGGGUUUUCAGGGGAAAAGGACCUCAAAUGUAUUCUCUUUUAGAGUGCUGGCCUAUAGUGAAGGUGGUUGGGUUUUGGGAAAUGCAUAUGAUAGGAACCUUACUAAAUCCUGCUAG
Molecule: messenger RNA, 504 nt
Organism: Neltuma alba
Lineage: Eukaryota; Viridiplantae; Streptophyta; Magnoliopsida; Fabales; Fabaceae
Product: replication protein A 32 kDa subunit A-like
Exons: 6
Coding region: 1-504 (167 amino acids)
Biological process (GO): nucleotide-excision repair; double-strand break repair via homologous recombination; DNA replication
Cellular component (GO): site of double-strand break; chromosome, telomeric region; DNA replication factor A complex
Molecular function (GO): single-stranded DNA binding
Source: RefSeq, a predicted model, not a curated record